Helobdella robusta is the source of this 1506-nucleotide messenger RNA. RefSeq lists its product as hypothetical. Bases 566 to 1159 code for a protein of 197 amino acids. The record is from RefSeq and is a predicted model, not a curated record. Lineage: Eukaryota; Metazoa; Annelida; Clitellata; Rhynchobdellida; Glossiphoniidae. The transcript has 2 exons.
CACGGUACCUUGUUCUCGAAAAGUGCUUUGAUUUUGAACGGUUCAUACCUUAAUAAGUUCUAUCGCUUUAGUGUUUGUCGUUCGUUCGUUGUUGUAUGUCUUAUUAAUUGGCUGGUUGACAGUUUGACGUGAUACAUUAAGUGACCAGAUAUUAUUUUAUUUGUUUAUUUAAAAUUAGUUUUUUGUUAAAUAUAUUUUUUAUUUAAAUAUUAAUAGUUUUUAAUGAAUUGCGGUAAAUAUCAAUAUAAUAGAAGGUAGUGUGUUAUGUUAUCAUUGUUGCUUCUGUUAUUAAUAAGUUGAUAGGUUGAAAUCGUUACUUAUCUACAUCAUCUAAAUAAAUUAACAUCUAGCUGAAAAAUAAUUUUGCAAUAAUCUGCAUUAUAUUAUAUUAUAUUACUAUUGUUUAACAUUAUUACAUAUAGUGCGAGUGUUAUUUUGAACAGUUUUUUAAUUUUUUUUAUAAACUGUUUUGGGUAAAUUUUAAUUAAACGGUAGCAGACAGGUUUUUAAACCUUUGAAUUUCAUACAACUGAACUGGUUUCGUGUAAAGAGGAAGAAAGCAAGCAUGUCAGUUUCACAGAAGAAGUUAAAACUCUUCAAGACGACCAGCUUGUCAGACAUCUUCAGCACCCUGCGACUUAAAAACAACACCUCGGCCGGCAUCCCAACGUUCAACGACCCCACAAAAUCGGACCUCCCACCCUCGCAAGAUCAACCAUCAACAACGGCAGCAAUGACAAAACUUUCCACACAAAAUCACCAGAAACGACAGAACCCAUCCACGUCCAACAACUCCAGCAAACCGGCACCAACAUCGAUAGACGACGAAUGUCAGCUCCAUGAAAUCAACUCAAAACUUGUAAACAGUCGAGGACUUCAUGUUUCGCGUUCAGGUCGUUUCAAGGAAAAAAAUAAACAAAGACAACGAGUCUACAGUGUGAACGGCGAAACUAUGCUCUCCGUCGAUUCGACCGUUAUCGACAAUGAAAAUGAAAAACAUAAAAAAUUCAACAGAAAUGCAUCUCUCAUCACUCAAGGGCAGUUUUCAUUUUUAAACGAUGGCGAAGUAGUAAGAUCGGAUCCUCCAAGAUCAGCUCCUGCCUUGUCUUUGUUCUCCGUAUCCUUGGUAGGCUACGAUGACAGCAACUCGAAGCUUUAAGAUAUCAUCUCUCAUACAUCCUUCUCAACUUCUACUUUCACAAAACCAGGCGCAAACGAAAAUAUAAACACCAACAUAUCAACACCACAACACAAACACACACAAUGAGGUGGACUGUUGUCCAUUUCAUACACAGGCUUGAACUGAUAAACACACACGUACGCAAUGUACCAAAUUUUAACAUGACAGGCUUAAUUUUUUAUUUAAUGCAUAUUUUCGUUUUGCAUUUUCGGUUAUUAUUUUUCGUUCUUUUAUUUUCUUUUUUUCAAAAUAUAUUAUGCAAUUUGUAAACUAUAAUGGGAUAGCUUUGUGGAACAUCUAAUAAAUAAAAAUGUGAUGAUACUUGA